AAACUAAUAUUUAUUUAAAAAAUAUAUAAAAUUAGUUAGGGAUUUUGUUAUUUUUUGUAUUAUCCCAAUUAUCCCUAGAAGUCAAGAUGGACGACACCAUCUUCAAUUCUUGUAUUGUUGGUGCAUAAUAGACAGUUUCUUCUAAUAAAACGGUGUUGGCAAUUUUCGCCCUACAAUGAAGCCCCUUGGGUCGACAGUUUGAUUAAAUUCUGACGAUUCCUUACAUUAAAGCUGCUUAAAGGCUUGCCUGUGUGUUAAUGUUUUAAAAAAUUGUAAAUCCGAAUUGGGCAAACAUGUUCAACAGCAGCCUUUUGUACGAAAAACGGCCUUUAAAAAAGCCGAAAAUCGGCCCUCCGGAUGUUUAUCCACAAGAGCCGAAACAAAAAGAGGACGAAUUGACGAGUGUCAAUGUAAAACAUGGAUUCCUAACAAUGACCCAUUUAAGUGACGAAUUUGGUACGGCAAGAAAUUGCAAUGUUUCAGCUAGCAAAGUUGGGGAUUAUUUCAAUGACAUUAUCAAGCGGAAGGAAGAGUUGAGUAUGUUACCGGAUUCACUCAGGAAGAGGCCACAAAUCAACCCUAAAGACAACUUCUGGCCUGCUACAAUAAGGACCAAAAAUGCCAUAGAAUUGUGGUUUAAAGAUUUAGCUGGAAACAAGCCUUUGAUGCAUUUGUCGAAAAAAGCGCCAAAUUUUAAUAAGAAAGAGGAGAUUUUUAUCAUGCUGUGCGAGUAUCAGGUGCCUAUGAUGCGAGCCGCCUGGUUUAUUAAAUUGAGUUCUGCUUACACGGUUGCUGUUUCUGAGGCCAAGAUCAAGAAAAGACAAAUGCCGGACCCUACCACAGAAUGGACAGGUACUUUAUUGAAGUUUCUCAAAGAACAAAUACUAAAACUCCAAGAUUAUUACUCUCUAAGUGAGAGACCUCCUCAAACUCCGUCACUUACUCAAGCCGCUACCACGGAAACUGACCAAAAAUUUGCAAUGCGGCAUUGGAUAUACUGCACACAGUUACUUAAAUAUACGUACGAGGAGGGCCUCAUGGACAGGCAAGAAGUCCUGACUUGGAUUUUGGAACUUUUGGAAAAAAUGAGGUCACAACCUUCUGAUGACGGGAUUUUACGUCUUUUGAUGCCCUUAUGUUUGCAAUAUUUGGACGAAUUUGUCCAAUCUGAAUUAUUAUCGCGACGUUUGGCUCACUUGUGCUGCAAAAAACUGGGUUACAUGUUGAACAACGUCGCUGAAAAUAAUUUAAUUACGUCACCUCAAAGUGAGUCCAAAACUGAACAAAAAGACAGUGAAAAAGAGAAGAAGGACGUUCCGGCGACCAAUCCUAUGCAAAGUACGCUCAUGGAGUACCAAAAUUGUCCUCACCAUCGAGAUAUCGUGUUACAAUUGAGCACAGUUAUCCAAACUAUAACUCUAGAAUGCCCAACUGCUCUAGUUUGGUGUGGUACCGGCAUUGGUAGUGUUUGGUACGGCUCUCCCCUAGAUUUACUACCAAUGAUACCAUCGUCGCUCCCAAUGGCAGCUCGUUGUGACAUGAAUACCUACCGAAAACAAUUGCAAUUUGCCGAACAUUGCAUCAGAGAGAGGAGUAAGAGGGCGGAAGGCCGGUGGUGUACCGAAAAGUGGCAAAAUUCAUCUGCCGGAACAAUCACGAAUCGUGUGUUGGCUGCUUUAGACGCCCUCGACCGCCAUCGUUUUGACAAAAUGGACUCUACAAACUCUCUCGACACACUGUACACUAAAGUUUUUGGUGGAAAUAGCGACCAGGAGAAUUCCGUGGUGAAACUACUGUGUGAGUGGGCCGUUUCGCCGGAACGAACUGGUGAACAUCGAGCUCUGGCGGUGGCGGCGCUUCUUGAUCGCCGCCAAUCCGAUUCGGCCACAAACGGAGAUCAAGAAGCCACUCCUGGAGAUGAUAAAGACUCGAAUUGCUCUGUGCCAGGGGGUCCCCCUAUGUUCCAACAAUUGUUGAUGAAAUUUCUAGACAGUGAUGCCCCUGUACCGGCUCCUGAUGAUUGUCCUCAGAAAAAAACAGCGUUUUCGAAUUUAGUUCAUUUAUUUGCUGAGUUGAUAAGGAGGGAUGUUUUCUCGCAUGAUGCUUACAUGUGUACGUUGAUAUCGAGGGGCGAUUUGUUGGGGCCUGAGGAAACCACCGAUGUGACUACAAGCCACCAAUCGCAUCACACGAAAUUAGAGGACCAUUCACAUAAUAUGGAUUUUGAUGAUGCAACAAUUGACCACGAUUUAGAUAAAAUUUUACAAAACAUUAAAGAGGACCAACAAAAUUCUAUGGACGUGCCUGAUAGUCCUAAAGAACACGACCAUGGGCACCACCCGCACCAAUCUUCCAUCGGUCACGUGCCCAUGGAGACUGACCAUAACGACCAUAAAGUCAAACCGUCACGCCAUCUUCUCUACACCACCCAUUUCCCCUUGUACCAGGACGACCCAUUUUCGCAACAUGACUGUAAUCAGCGACAUGUCCUUCUCUACGGAGUGGGAAAAGUCCGAGAUGAGGCUCGACACACGGUUAAGAAAAUGUCAAAAGAGAUUUGUAAACUAUUUUCGAAAAAAUUUAGCAUAGAUGUCGCCGAAGGCGGCAAAGUUAAGAAACAUUCGCGUAACGAAUUCAAUUUCGAAGCUACCACACAGAAAUGUCAAAGUUUAAGUUACUUCGACCAGCACUUGGUCACGUGGCAGUGCAGUGUGACAGUUAUCGAAAUGUUGAAUUCUUUUGCCACCGGAAAUUCGAAUUAUUUGCCAGUCCAAGAGCACGUAGCGUUUCUUUUUGAUUUAAUGGAGUUGGCGUUGAAUAUUUACGGCCUAAUAGAUGUUUGUAUCCAAAUCUUGAAAGAACUUCCAGAAGUUGAGACACAAUUAUAUAAUAAAAACUCAGUUUUGACCCGAAAUUAUACAACUUCCUUGAGUCUUUACGUGGUGGGAGUUUUGCGACGAUAUCAUUGUUGUUUGUUGUUAUCACCGGAACAAACCUCUGCCGUUUUUGAAGGCCUCUGCAAGGUCGUCAAACACGUGAGCAAUCCGGGCGAUUGUAGUUCCGCCGAAAGAUGUAUUUUGGCCCACUUGUAUGACCUUUACUCGUCUUGUAGCCUUUUAAAAUCGAAGCCUCACACGGGUGAGCCUUUUGGAAAUGCUUACCCGAAAAUCCGGCAAGCUUUAUACACUGCAUUGCAACCGACGCCGAGUAGUAAUUAUGUAUACAACUCGGGUUACAUGCAGGAAGUUUUCACCAAUCCGAGACGGGGCGGUCGAAUUGAGAGUUCGUGGGCGAGACCUUUGAACGAAAGUGCAAAUAAUAGAUAUUCGUUUGUUAGCAAUGCGGUUAUCUACGUUUGUCGUGAAACAGAUAACGAGAGGUUGAACGAUUUGGCGAUAAUGUGUGCCGAAAUGACGGCAUGUUGUAACUCAUUGGCGUCGGAAUGGUUGGGGGUGUUGUUGGCGCUGUGUUGCCCCAUUGCCCAUCCUGGAUAUUACACGGAUGUUUUGGCACAGCUUGAUAUACAAGAUGUGAGCAUACAUAACGCUUUAGCCGUUUUCACUUGUAUUCUAAUCGCGAGGCAUUGUUUUUCGUUGGAAGAUUUCGUAGGGAGGGUCGCUUUACCCAGCCUGUUGAAGGUUAAAACGUUGGAUAAUGGUAGCGGAGCAGCAGAGGGUGGCAUGCGCCUCACGUGCCACCUUCUUCUCCGUCUCUUCCGCACGGCUGAGGGCCCCCAGCCCGGCUUAUAUUCUGUCGGUUCGCCCCCAUUGACCGCUCCUAGGCCCCCUUUGGGUGUGCGUCUUAGCUGUGACCGUCACUUGCUUGCUGCCGCCCAUCGAAACAUCCACGUAGGUCCGGUUUUAGCUGUUCUCAAAGCCGUUUUGAUUGUCGGCGACGCCACAGCUCGUGAAGGCACAGAACUCAGCAUCUCGCAUAUUCUGGGCACCAGUGAUCUGAUGAGUGGUGGUGACGGGCCUUCCCUGGAUCUGGCGGUAGACAUGGAGGUCUGCGGCUCCAGGACGGCCCAUAGACAAUCAAGCACGGGAAACGCUGAAAGUACAGCCUCCUUAUCGGCGUUCGCUUGUCACGUGUUGCGUGAGAUUUGCUCUCAACAGUGGGUUCUGGAGCGUUGUCUUUCUCACCCGGAGGAACUCUGCGACUCCGAUAACCUUCUCGAUCCCCUUUUAUCGCACUCCCAAGCUCAAAGACUGCUUCACAUGAUCUGUUACCCUGACGCAGGAACCAGUAUUGAAGAACUGGACCAGAAAAGUAUGAUAAGUCGGAUAUUAGAGAAUUUGGAACAAUGGACGUUGCGUAUGUCGUGGCUCGAUUUGCAAUUAAUGUUUCGACAAUUCACCCCGAAUUCGCAGGAGUUGUCCCAGUGGUUGGACACUGUGGCCAAAGCCGCCAUUGAUGUUUUCCAAUUGAAUUCAUCUUCGUCAAAUUCGCCCAAAUCUGAUGAGAAAAAACCUGAAAUUAAAAAUCGUGCGCAGAACUCAAUUUGGUUGGUGGCGCCUCUUGUGUCGAAGCUGCCAAGUGCGGUUCAAGGACGAGUUCUUAAGGUUGCUGGUCAAGUUCUUGAGAGCGGCGGUUGGUGCAAGGAAACGAAGAGUAAGGGACGUGGAGGGAAUGACAGUCAUAGUCUCUUGAGUCAUCAGCCUUUCCUUACUUUGGUUUUGACCUGUUUGAAGGGUCAAGAGGAGGGUCAAAGGGAAGGUCUUUUGUCGAGUCUUCACCAACAGUUAUCACAAUUAGUACAACUGGCUCGUGACGGCAAUUUGCAAGAUAUUUGCAACAGCGAACGCACCCUCGACGGGUUGCAGUUGAGAUUUGCGCUGGUAGGAGGCGUGUUUGAGGCAUUUCAGAGGAAUCCAUCAGCCACCACCGACUGGGCUUUGCUUUUGGUGCAGUUGAUAACGAAUGGAUUGAUCGAUUUACAUACGCAUAGUGAGUUAUUUACCACUGUUGUCGAUAUGUUGGCAACACUGAUUCAUUCAGCAUUGGCGACUGAUAGUCAGGAUGAGGGCAGGAAGAUGUAUCAGAAUUUGAUGAAAAAACUGAAAAAGGAAGUUGGGGAGAGACACAACGCAUCGUUGCAACACGUGAGACAAUUACUUCCAUUACCGAGGUCCGUAACUGAAAUAAUUGCCGUUGAACCCAUCGGCUGGGUCACCGAUGGCAAAGGAAACAAAAUCAGUUUUGAUAGUUUAGAUAAGAAACAUGGGUUUCAGGUGACUGACAAGCAACGUGUGAGCAGUUGGGACAUUCUCGAAGGUAUGAAAAAUCCAGCUCCUUUGUCGUGGGCUUGGUUUGGGGCUGUCCGCCUCGAACGGAAACCUUUGACCGGGGAAGACAACCACCGCCUUCUCAAAUACCACACUCACAACCUCCAACGACCUCCAUCGCACUACUUGGACCCUCCACCACUCCCUCCGGAGGAUUUGGAGCCCGUCCCCGACAAACCGCUAAAGGACUGUGACCUGAAGGCGGACACUCCUUCUUCCGUGGACCAGAGCCCAGCUGCCAUGGGCAAAGGUCGUGGUAAAGGUCAGCGUCGGCCUCGCAAACCUAAAACCGUCCCGGGACAACUUCCUGUCAAUCCCAUGGGCAUGAACCAGCCCCAGAUGGGUCAAGGGCAAAUGCCGAUGCAGGUGCCGGGACCGAACCCACAAAUGCACAAUAUGGGGGGCUAUGGACAAGGUCCCAUACCGCAACAAGGCCAACAGUAUGGUAACAACCAACAGCAAUGGUACAACCAACAGCAGCAACAACAGAAUUAUUAUCCGCCUCAGAUGGCCAACGUUAACCGCUUCGAAAGGCCGCAACAGAUUAAUCAAUCCAAGCAAGCGCUUUCUAAUUUGCUGCGUUCGAGGCAUCCUUUGAAUAUGGGGCCAACAGGCCAAACCCCGCAAGGGCCGGGGCCCCAAGCUAACUACGGACCGAUGAGAAGUUUCCCGAGGCAACCAAUGAGGCAACAACAUCCAGGUGCAAUACAGCAAAAUCAGAACAUGUUCCCACAGCAGUACGGCUCAAUGCAAGCCGGUAUGAACCAGUUGUAUGGCAACUACGGGGGCACUCCCAACACGAUGAUGCCCAACAACAUGCAGGCGAGUCAGCAGAUGAUGCAGGGCUCCCAACCAAAUAUGUUCGCUGGUCAACAGCAAGGAUUCGGGCAGCCAAGGCCCCCGCAACCCGACUACCGCGGAAUGGCCCAAAACCCCCGUACGCAAUAUAUGCAACAAGCGCCAAAUGUGACAAUGAAUGCGAAUAUGAACACCAUGGGUGGGAUGGCGGCACAAGGGGGCCCAGCGCCGCCCUACUCAAGGCAAACACCGCAAGGAAUGCAACCGGGAGUCCAACAACCGAAUCAGUUCCAACAGCAGAGGAUUAGACAGCAAAUGAUGGCUAUGCAACAACAGCAGCAGCAACAACAAGGGGGCCCACAGGGGAACACACCCUCAUUAGUGGCACAUUUACAGAGGCAAAUGAAUCCCAAUCCGUAUCAGCAUCAGCCACCUCCAUAUAAUAUGUAAGAGUGAAAGUCGUGUGUGUUGUGAAGUGUGUAAAUAAAUUUAUUUACAUGAAAUUGUGUUUUUUGUUAUGAAAUAAAUAAUUUAAACCCCU
Messenger RNA from Tribolium madens (black flour beetle), 6624 nucleotides. RefSeq names its product mediator of RNA polymerase II transcription subunit 12 (gene kto). Lineage: Eukaryota; Metazoa; Arthropoda; Insecta; Coleoptera; Tenebrionidae. Gene Ontology annotation, molecular function: transcription coactivator activity. The record is from RefSeq and is a predicted model, not a curated record. The transcript is spliced from 18 exons. Gene Ontology annotation, biological process: regulation of transcription by RNA polymerase II. Gene Ontology annotation, cellular component: mediator complex. Bases 294 to 6533 code for a protein of 2079 amino acids.